This is a messenger RNA of Guillardia theta CCMP2712, 2073 nucleotides long. RefSeq lists its product as hypothetical. The transcript is spliced from 2 exons. Bases 1 to 2073 code for a protein of 690 amino acids. Lineage: Eukaryota; Cryptophyceae; Pyrenomonadales; Geminigeraceae. The record is from RefSeq and is a predicted model, not a curated record.
AUGGUUCUUCAGUAUGAUGAAAAUGUUCGCAACCUGCUGUAUCGGAGAUCUUGCCAAUACACGCAGAGCGGACUUGUGGAUGCCUCUGUCCUCGAAGCUGACCUCGUCGAGAGGGUGAAGAGCUUCGCGAAGCGUUAUCCGAACAGCAGGACAGCUCAGGCUUGCAAGGCUGUGGAGGGAUGCACCCCCGACGCUAUCGCAGAAGCCAUCCGCUCGACAUGUCAGCAGGCACGACGUGAGCUUCUACAAGAAGCGAUGACUGGAUGGAGUGACGCAUCCAGAGAGUGGUUUAUGCAGCAGAUUGAAGAAGCCAAGAAGGAGAAGGUCGAGACAUACACCGCCUCAGCAGGCAACGAGGUGACUUCCUUCAUCUCCAUGACUCUCCUGGGCAUCUCCUCGGUGUAUGUCAACCAUGAAGAAAAGCUGAAGAAGAAAUUCGAAGAGAUCGGACUGGUCGUAGACUCAGUGCAAGAGAGUAAAGCAAUCAUGUGGAAGGCUCCGUAUAGACCCGAGAUAGCGAGUGCUGAGGAGAUCCCGGUGACUGUUUCCUUCCUCCGCAAUGCACAAGCGGAGAAGCUCUGGCAGGGAAGAGAGGACUUCGCGAUCGAUGGUCGCAAGUUCACAGCUGUACAUGUGAGCAUCGUGCACGAUCGAUCUUUCAAGAUUCGAGCCAAGAGAGGACCCUGGGGCAAAGGGGGCAGCUUGGCAGAGCUGACUCACCUGCUAACCUUGGGCGGCAUGACAACGGCUGAGAUAGCUGCCGUCUAUCGCUAUCAGCUGCUGCGCCAGUCCCUUGCAGCGGUCCAACUCCAGCCGCUGGCAGGCAUGCUGGUCGCUGGGGCGCCAGGCCAGCAAGUCCACAAAGGCUUAGGUCAGAAAGGCUUCAUCGCUGUAGGGGCCAACGUCAUCUGGAGACAGAGGGAGGUGGAGUGGAUCGUCUCCUCGAGCUGCCCAGAGGCGAAUGAUACAGCAUUUCGAGCUUUCCGAGAGAGCGAAGCGAUGGAGGGAGUACACCUGACUCUGUUCAGCGAGGACCCGAAGAUCAGAGAGGCGCUCGCAGUCGAGUUGACAGCUGAUCGCUUUGUGUCCAGAAAUAAGUUGAAGAAGGCAUCAAGACUGCAGAAGAAGGCAGGCGGCAAGGACGGCAAGGAGAUCAAGAUCAUCAUCAAGUCGACGGCGGCAUCUGGUCGCUUCACGAGGAAGGAGAUGGAGGGGCUGUGCAACGGCGGCAACACGUCUAUCGCAAGAGUCAAGAGAGUCUUGUUGGAGAUCGCUAACAGGCUCGAGAUCAAAGUUGAAGGCAUCGACAUGGAGGAGGAUUUGAACACCAAGUCCUGGAACGGGUCCAAGCUAUGCAUCCUCCUCGGCUCCACGGAGGAUGCUCGAUGCAUGAUGAAGGAGCUGCCCUUCUAUCUCGAAGGCGCAGCAACCAAGCUCGAAGCAGUCGGCUUCGACAAGGAGCCUGAGGCGGCUGACCUGGAGAGGAUCACAAUGGAGGCAGCAUCUCCGUCAAGCCAAGAGGACAUGCAGCUCGUCAGCGAGCUGUCAGCAGUCAUCGAAGAUGCAGCUUCUUUGAACGAGGCAGGGACGAGCGAGCCGAUCAAGCUGGUCCUGGACAAGGCCGUUGGCAACCUCCACGACACGUUCUACUCUCCGGGGAGCCUGGAGUUCAUGUCGCUGGGAGAGUGGGCGAAGAUGCCAGAGGAGCAGGGAGUGGGACGCAACGUUCUCAAGGAGAAGCUGGGGAAGUGGCUGCAGAGCAAGCGCUGGACUCGCGUGCAAGGAGACAGCAAGAAGGCAAGGAGGGGCAGCGCGUUCUCGCCACGGGCAACGGCAGCUGCUGAGCUUGAGCAGGAGGCGGAGAGCGACGACAUAGAGCGUCGAUCUCUUAGCUUCCUGUUCAUAGCACUGAGUAAAUUCGCAGAGAUGCAUGUGCUGGCCUGCUCGCUGAAGGUGGACAAGAAGGACCGACUGCGAGUGGAGAUGAGGGAAGAUGACGAAGAAGAGGAAGACAUGGAGGAAGAGCAAGGCGAGGGCGAGGAAGAAGACGGGGCGAGCCCGUACCGAGCUUGA